AGUUGGUGGAAAUGAUGCCCCUGUCUAGUAAGAAAGAGACAAAAUACCGCUACUUCAUCUUGAUGGAGGACCUGUCCUUUCAGGACCGGGUCUUUCCCGCUGGCAACAUUGCCAUCAUUGCUGAGGCUGACUUCCUGCAGAGCGAGGCUCAGGGGCCAAACCGCAGAAUGAAGUUCCACCUGGUGGAGGCGGAAGUGUACCUUGUCCUGGAGCUGGCCAGCCUGCGUGAGCUGAGUGAGCAGGAGGCAGGAUUUCUGCAAGCUGUCAGUCCCUCUGCCCAGCGCUUAGACCUCUACCUGGAAGAGGCAACUCUUGCAAACGCACAGCAGCUCCAAAUCUGGGAUCCUGUUGUCGUUGACUACAAAUCCCAGUCACUGCCUGGAGUCAUCGCUUACAUCGGAAGCAUAUGCAACAGCCCGAAGCUUUCCGGAACGUUCUUUGGAAUAAAGUUGCAGGUGGAAGUGGAAGAAGAUGGGAAAAAUGACAGAACGUUUAACGGGAAGCAGUAUUUCCAAUGCGAGAGAGGUCACGGCAUCUUUGUGCCGUUCCACAAGGUCAGGCGGUGCUGGAGCAUCGAAGAAGCGGGGAAGUGCAUCAGCGUGGGAGAUGGGAAGAUGGAAGAUCCACUGAGGGAUCACCCAGUUGGCACUGGUGACCGAGUGGCUGUCUACCUGGAGGAGGGGAUGGAAAGGGGGUUGGUGAUCGAUGUCAUCAAUGAAGACUCAACUGUGAUGGUCAACUUUAAGCCGGACCAGGCGAGGGGAGAGGAACUGAAGAUGUGUGUGAAGGUGCCACUGUCUUCCGUCAUAAGAGAAGAUUUGCUCCAACCUGCUGGCAGUAUGUACCCCAGUGCCCCCAGAGAUGGUGAGCUCGUGGUGGAUGGGGGCCUGAAACGAGAUCCCCUGGAAAGCGGAGGGAGAAGGCCAGAGCACUACCUGGGAGUUAACUCUGUCGUUCAAAUCAACAUGGGCAAAGGGCAGCUGAUUACUGGAGUGAUCCAGUGGAUGGGUUACCUCCCUGGGAUGGCGGGUGAAAUUGCUGGUGUUGAGCUGGAUGAAGACUAUGGGCUGUCAGAUGGGACCUGGCAGGGACACCAGUAUUUCCAUUGCGCUGCCAAAAGAGGGAUCUUUGUCCGAGUGGAAUCCUGCCAGCCUGACAUCAGGUUCCAGUCUCUCCUCAUCAACCCAGAGAACUCUCAAGACCCGCAGCGUAGCGGGAACCGGGAGAGCCACGUGGUCCCUGUCGUUAUCCCUCCCCCGAGGAACGGAGAGGCAGUCCGCGUCUUGGAGGGCCGGAUGCGCGGGAUUCAGGGACACUGCAAUUCCUGCUACAUGGAUACCGCCCUCUUCAGCCUCUUCUCCUGCACCUUGGUGCUGGAUUCUAUGCUUCACAAGGCCACCAACCCCCAGCGCAGACACAUCCAGCGGAUACUUCGCGAGGAGAUCGUCAAUCCACUUCGCAGAGACGGGUUUGUCGACUGUAAAAAGGUAAUGAACCUGAGGAAGGAGCUGACAGCAGGAGGUUCCUGUGCGGGAUUUACCAGUGAGGAGAAAGACCCGGAGGAGUUCCUCAAUGUGAUCAUGCAGCAUGUUCUCGGCCUGGAGCCAUUACUCAAACUCAGGUCGGCAGGCCAUAAGGAUCAGGAGUGUUACUGCCAUCAGAUCUUCAUUGACCAGGAUGAUGACCUGACUGUUCCCACAGUGCAACAACUGGUAGAACAUUCCUUCCACAGUAACCAGCUCAAAUUGGCUGAGGUUCCAUCGUGUCUCAUCGUGCAGAUGCCUCGCUUUGGGAAGAAUUACAAAAUGUUUGAGAAAAUCAUCCCUUCUCUGGAGCUGGACAUCACAGACCUGCUGUGGGACAGUCCCAGGGAAUGCUGUCUGUGUGGAGAGCUGGCCACUCAGGAAUGUGAGGAGUGCUUCAAAGACAAACUGUUCUCGAAAACAGGACUCAAGCAAUUCUGUGACAUUUGCUGGCACCAGGUUCACUCCCACUCCUCUAGGUGCAGCCACCGCUCCAUGAAGCUCAAAUGCCCCGAUGAGUUUGUUCGCUUCGGGAAGAGUCAGGUCCCACGGGAGAAGAUGCAGCUCUUUGCUGUGCUCUGUAUCGAGACCAGCCACUACGUCUCGUUCAUCAAAUAUGGACCGGAAGACCACCACUGGAUGUUCUUUGACAGCAUGUCCGACAGACACGGUGAGAGAACGGCACAAGUAGGCCAUUCAGCCCAUCGAGUCUGCUGCGCCAUUCAAUGAGAUCAAGUUAUACUCUUAUUGAGCAAAACGAUUGAUCUCCGGUUUAAUCUCGUUCCUUCAGCCACCAGAUGGUUGGAUGGCGAUGGCUCCACUAUCUUGACCCAUCCUUUAAAGGCUGGGCCCCUCCGUUCCCUCUGGUUUAAGGUGAUGAGAGAUUUGGGAGAAGGUAGAGGGGGAGCCCCUGUUCCCAUCGGCCAACCAGGCAUCAGCAAUUUAAGGUUCUGGACAGGAGCUAAGGG
This is a messenger RNA of Rhincodon typus (whale shark), 2491 nucleotides long. Its product is annotated as ubiquitin carboxyl-terminal hydrolase CYLD-like. The transcript has 13 exons. The record is from RefSeq and is a predicted model, not a curated record. Gene Ontology annotation, cellular component: cytosol. Gene Ontology annotation, molecular function: K63-linked deubiquitinase activity; cysteine-type deubiquitinase activity. NCBI's taxonomy places the organism in Eukaryota, Metazoa, Chordata, Chondrichthyes, Orectolobiformes, Rhincodontidae. The coding region runs from base 12 to 2252 and encodes 746 amino acids. Gene Ontology annotation, biological process: protein K63-linked deubiquitination.